Messenger RNA from Rhinolophus ferrumequinum (greater horseshoe bat), 2781 nucleotides. RefSeq names its product cytoskeleton associated protein 2 (gene CKAP2). Gene Ontology annotation, biological process: negative regulation of microtubule depolymerization. Lineage: Eukaryota; Metazoa; Chordata; Mammalia; Chiroptera; Rhinolophidae. Bases 111 to 2171 code for a protein of 686 amino acids. The transcript is spliced from 9 exons. The record is from RefSeq and is a predicted model, not a curated record. Gene Ontology annotation, cellular component: microtubule cytoskeleton.
CAGCCGCGCGGUCUAAAAUCCGAGCCCCGGGCGGCCUGCGCGGUGCUCCCGGACUCAGAGGGAUUGCGAAGCGGUCAAAUCCGAGGCGUAACUCCUUACCCCGCACUGCAAUGAGCUGUGCCCAAGCUGUGCCACAAGACCUACUGCUUCCCCCGAGUCAGAGGGCCCACCCCACGUUCAGAGAACAAAGAAAACAAAACCUCAAGGAACAUCUACUCAAAAGAAAAACUAUAUUUGCAUACAAACAGGAAAAUAAGAUAUUAUCCAGUAGUAGAGACCAGAGAGCGAUGACAUCUGAGGGUCAAGUCCAAGAAGAAACAAAAGUUCUGAAACUUAAGACAAAAAUGGCUGAUAAAGAAAAUAUCAGUAGACCUACAAGGAGCAAAAAUAACAUAACAAUUGAAAAAAAUUGUAUUCCUUUAAAACCUUCUAAUGAAUUAACCAAUUCAACUAUAGCAAUUGACACACAUAAUUUGGAGACUAAUAAUCAAACUCUGCAGUUACCAAAUAAAGAUAAGCCCCAAAAUCAACGUAUGACAUUAAGCCAAGCAUUUCACAUUAAAAACAAUAUUAAAAAGAAACAAAUCACUACAGAAAAACCAAAGCAAGAUGCUUACAUGCUCAAGAAACCUGUGCUUGGAUCUUACCGUGGCCAAAUUGUUCAGUCUAAGGUUAAUUCAUUUAGAAAACCUGUACAAGUCAAAGAGGAGAAUUCUGCAACAACGAAGAAACUUUCAACUACUAUCUUUAAAGCCACAAAGCCUCAGCCUAUAAACACCAGCAGUGUAACAGUGAAAAGUGAGAGAGCCCCAAAUAUGAAGACUACCACUAAAUUUGUGAGCACUACAUCUCAGAACAGACAACUUUUGCGUCCUCCAAUUAGAAGUCACUACAAUAAUACCCAGGACUCCAUGACCCGAGGCAUCAGUAGAACCUCUGCCAAUGUUACAAUUCGGAAAGGGCCACCUGAGAAAGGUUUACUGCAAUUAAAUUCAGUUUCAUCUAAUGUCAAAACCAGUUCUUCUCAGGAAGUAAAAAGAAAUGAGGCACUAUCAAGAAGCAUCACAUCGGAAAUUAUAGCCAAGCCUGCUUCAUCUUCUAGUACCAAACUGACAGAAAAGUCAAAAACCAUUGACCAGCGUAGACAUACUAUCGCAAAAGCAACUAUCAAUAGUAGAUCUGCUCAGCCCAAAGAAACUGCAGAAGAGAGAAAAGCUCGUCUGAGUGAGUGGAGAGCUGGCAAAGGAAGAGUGCUGAAAAGGCCUUCUAGCUCAGUAGUUACCCACCCUGAACCUGAAGGACAAAAUGAAAAACCAGUUGGGUCCUUUUGGACUACCAUGGCAGAAGAAGAUGAGCAAAGAUUAUUUACUGAAAAAGUAAACAAGACAGUUUCUGAGUGCCUUAACCUAAUCAAUGAGGGCUGCCCAAAAGAAGAAAUAUUGGACACACUGAAUGGCCUGAUUAAAAAUAUUCCAGAUGCCAAAAAACUUGUUAAAUAUUGGAUAUGCCUUGCACGAAUUGAACCACUCACGAGUCCUAUUGAAAAUAUUAUCGCAAUCUAUGAGAAGGCGAUUCUGGCAGGAGCUCAGCCUAUCGAAGAGAUGCGACAUGCAAUUGUAGAUAUUCUAACAAUGAAGAGUCAAGAAAAAGUUACUUUUGGAGAAAUUUUUGAAGAGCCUUGUGCAACCAAGGAACAAAUCCAAGAAGUCAACAUUGAAGAUACCGGUGUUAAACUAGAGUCAGGAAAACCAGAAAUGGAAAAUAAACAUCAUAGAAAUGUGGUAUUUCAAGACUGUGAACCAGAGCAAAAUGACAAAACAAAAGAUCCAGCCAAUGAUGUUAAAACUCCCAGUACAGAAACUAGAGAGAGUUGCUUAAUUAAAUAUAAUGUGUCUACUACACCAUACUUACAAAGUGUGAAAAAGAAGAUGCAAGUUGAUGAAAUAAAUUCUACAUUUAAAGAGCUGAAGUUUCUAACACCAGUUAGACGUUCUCGACGUCUUCAAGACAACAUUUCUAAAUUGCCAGAUAUGUUAAAAGAUCAUUAUCCUUGUGUGUCUUCAUUGGAACAGUUAACAGAGUUGGGAGAUGAAAGUGAUGCUUUCAUAUGCCGCCCUAAUGCAGCCCUGUGCCGGAUGUAUAUGGAGCCUGAAACAAAAGAAGAGAAAUGAAGCUAUGAUAAGGAAUGAGGUUUUUACUCCUGGGCUGUUUUGUUUGUUGUGACUUUGUAUGUCUCUUAGGUCAGGAGUUGGCCAAGUAUCUAAGUAUUCACGGCAGUAAGCUCUUUUACUAACAUUGCCAUUAUAGCGGGUGUUGCCUUCUGUGUGUCUGAAAGCUAACUCCUGUGUUAUCUAAACAAUCUAAGGUUUUCUCUAAGAUAGGUAAAUUUUAUCAACUAGUUUGCUAUGUUCCUUGAAUAUAGUUAAUAAAUGUCAUUCUAGUUUCAGUGAUAUUUCUAAAAUAACGAAUACUUAACCUUGUUUUGUAAUAUAAAAACUUCAGCUAAAUCAUGUCCCCUGAAACAUGAUAGUUAGAUAUUGUAAAUAGUUUUCUUCUCCCCACACACAUAAAUACCACCAAUAAAAUUGUCUUUAUAUACCUUUGAACUGAUACUUAAAUGGCAUAUGUCCUCUACCAGCUCUACUGUUUCAAGUAAGUCAUUGUAAGAUUAGCUAAAACUGUGUGUGAUGUGAAUAUGGUUGAAAGUCACAUACAUAGUCCUACUGACGUUCAUAUAUUCCAUUUGUAUAGCACUUGUCUUCUAUUUAUUGUCUUCUCAUG